AUGUCUGCCAUUGGAUCCCUCGUUUUUUGCACAGAUUGUGGUAAUCUGCUUGACAGUUCCACCGGUAAUCAGAAUACCAUUCUGCUCUGCGAAUGUUGCAACGCUGAAAAUAAAGAUACUGCAUCGAAGACCAUUACAACGACCACAAAAGCGGCUUCAUUCCCUUCACUUUUACGACAAAAGCGAUCCGCAGUUCAGACCGUGGAAAGAAGCGACAUGGAGAAUUCGGUCAAGAUUGCGAUGGCUUGCGAAAUGUGUGGCCGGAAGGAGGUCAAAUACACUUCAGCACAAUUGCGAGGCGCAGAUGAAGGAAGUACUAUUUUCUUCCAAUGCGAUUGUGGUCACAGGUGGAACACGAACAAUUAA
Lachnellula hyalina is the source of this 366-nucleotide messenger RNA. RefSeq names its product DNA-directed RNA polymerase I subunit (gene RPA12). The transcript is spliced from 3 exons. Gene Ontology annotation, molecular function: DNA-directed RNA polymerase activity; zinc ion binding; nucleic acid binding. The coding region runs from base 1 to 366 and encodes 121 amino acids. Gene Ontology annotation, biological process: termination of RNA polymerase I transcription; DNA-templated transcription. The record is from RefSeq and is a predicted model, not a curated record. Gene Ontology annotation, cellular component: RNA polymerase I complex. Lineage: Eukaryota; Fungi; Ascomycota; Leotiomycetes; Helotiales; Lachnaceae.